GGCAAGCAGUCGUACUACUCCAAUGGAGGUGCCGGACUGUCCAUUCACUUCCCAGAAGACCCGAGGGAGAUGAUAGUGGGUGCUCCCGGGGUCUUGCUCUGGCGAGGAACAGUCAUCCGGUUCAAGGACAUAACGAAUGUAUUCUCUAUCGAUUCUUCCCGACGUCGUCGUCGUCGUCAGACAAUUGUAUCAGAACGUUCUAUGUUUUCAUCAGAGUUCGUGAUGAAUGCAAACAACACGUCCAUAGAGGAAAGUGAUCUUUUGGGCUACUCUGUGGCGUCCGGCAACUUCCUGUCACCCAAUAAAAUUCUCUACGCAGCAGGAGCCACUCGUGGAGCCAACUCUCUCGGGAGGGUGAUUUUAUUUGAUUUUCCUCAAAGUGAAGAUAUGAAAAUGAAAGAAAUCUAUAAGUGGGACGGCGCGCAGAUUGGAGAGAACUUUGGGGCAUCGCUUGUGGCUGCCGACAUCAAUGGUGAUGGAUUUAGUGACCUGGUGGUUGGUGCGCCCAUGUACUCCAUGCCCGACGCUUUUGAUAUGGGGAAGGUCGUGGUGUAUAAAACCACAAGUCAACAAGGCCAAGCCACAAUGGAAUUAUCAGACAGACAUUACCACGGAAGUGCCAAAGCCGAGGCGAGAUUUGGCACCACUCUGGCUGCAUGUGGAGACCUUAACCAAGAUGGAUUCCAGGACAUAGCAGUGGGUGCCCCUUGGGAAGACGGCCACGGAGCUGUAUACAUUUACCUUGGUUCCUCACAAGGUCUGAGGACGAGUUUUUCCCAGCAUCUCCUGCCGCAGCACUUCUCUGCACCUUUCUCGGGUUUUGGCAUGUCCAUCUCCAGAGGCAUCGAUAUCGACGGCAACAGGUAUCCUGACUUGGCCAUCGGCAGCUUCCUCUCGGGCCAUGCAGCAGUUUUGAAAAGUCGACCGGUGGUGGAUGUCUCAGCUAACUUAACCUCGAUGCCAUUAAGAGUAGCUCUCACUGAUACUUCGCUCGAAUUGCGUGUCUGUUUCAGCUACAUUAGUUUCAUGGACGAUUUAGAAGUCGGUAUCAAAGGUAACAUCACUUUAGACUACCAGUUCAUGUCUCCGCGAGCCUCCUUCCCAGACACCAACUCCAACAUCAAGGAAUUCAGGCUAAAAGACCAAAAGUGCAAAGACUACUUGAUUACACUGAAGGCGGAUAAGAUUGACGCACGGCAACCAAUUUUGGUGAGAGCUGAGUGGGAGCUGGACCAUUCCCAGUCUACUAAUCUUCUUUCACAACCGGUGAUGGAUCCCAGUCAGCCUACCACAGUGAUAAGACAGGUGGGCAUAAUUACAGGCUGCGAGAAGGACGGCGACAAAACCUGCCGUGUGGAUCUAGGAGUUAAAGCCACAUCUUCCAACCAAGAGACGGCAUCUGUGAUUGGUAGCGAAGACAAACCCUCCGUGACAGUAAGUGUGUCCAACAAAGGAGAACCUGCCUUCCUCCCCAGCGUUACAGUCAGAGCAGACCCUCCCCUCGCCCUGCUACUCCCCAGCACACACAGCUGUGACUUCCCUUCAGCAGACAGGUCCCUCCUCGUAUGUCAUCUCAGGAACCCAAUUAUGCCUGGCGAGAAGGAUGAAGUAAAUGUCACUCUAGACACGAGCCAACUGGACGAUCGAGCUACAAACAGCCCCUUCAGAGUGGAAGUGGCAGGCGAGGGCACGGAGACACGCCCUCAGGAUAAUGUCAUAGUUCAUAACCUGCACAUGGGCGCCAGGGCUUCUCUUGAGCUUUAUGGUUAUUCCAGAGAAGAGCAGAUUAUGUACCAACGCCUCAGGGACCAAAUUAACACACCGUAA
Penaeus monodon (black tiger shrimp) is the source of this 1827-nucleotide messenger RNA. RefSeq names its product integrin alpha-PS3-like. The record is from RefSeq and is a predicted model, not a curated record. Gene Ontology annotation, cellular component: integrin complex; external side of plasma membrane. Gene Ontology annotation, molecular function: integrin binding. Lineage: Eukaryota; Metazoa; Arthropoda; Malacostraca; Decapoda; Penaeidae. The coding region runs from base 70 to 1827 and encodes 585 amino acids. Gene Ontology annotation, biological process: cell adhesion mediated by integrin; cell-matrix adhesion; integrin-mediated signaling pathway. The transcript is spliced from 12 exons.